Molecule: messenger RNA, 6255 nt
Organism: Penicillium odoratum
Lineage: Eukaryota; Fungi; Ascomycota; Eurotiomycetes; Eurotiales; Aspergillaceae
Product: anaphase promoting complex subunit 1
Exons: 1
Coding region: 1-6255 (2084 amino acids)
Biological process (GO): anaphase-promoting complex-dependent catabolic process; metaphase/anaphase transition of mitotic cell cycle; protein K11-linked ubiquitination
Cellular component (GO): anaphase-promoting complex
Molecular function (GO): molecular adaptor activity
Source: RefSeq, a predicted model, not a curated record
AUGGCUUCCACUCGCUCGCUCGGUCUCCACGAACCCUCCGCCGUCUCAUACUUGGUUACAGAGGGUAUAUUGCCUGCUGAACCGUCAGAUGACCUGUACCAAUGGACAACAUGUGUCGAUGAGAGCGGACUGACGGGUCCAGUGGACGAUGAGUUGGUUUGGACGAAACACUGCGCGGUAUGGUCUCGCGCGGGGAUGGUGAAGAGAGUAUUUCGAAUGGAUCCAGAGAAAGAGGAGAUUCGAUAUGCUCUAUUCACACAGUUUACGGCAAGUCAUGCUCGAAGGUCUGCAGGGAACGCGAGUUUCAAUCGAUCUCACACGACCGGCAUGGGAACAAAUACACGAGGAGGACAAUCGAAGCGACAUGGAAAGGACUCAACAGCUAGCAACCUAGGCUCAACCUUGGAUAUUCAUGGCGACUCUCAAGUAGCUGUGGUUGCUCACCAGCAGCCCCAUAUUAAACUAGAGAGAGCAUUAGUCGUGGUCCUCAAGUCGCAGGCCCAUAUCUUCUUCGUCACUGGAAAUAGCCACACCGUUCCUCUUCCAUUCGAGGUUGAGUCUGUUUUUGCAACUCCCCGUGGACUCCUGCUUCAAAGGAAAAUCCCAGAUGACAAUGCGGAUCGUCAACACCAACCGGCACCACCAAAUUCAUUUAUGACCACUUCGCUAUUCGACCCUGGCGCCUCGCAAACAGGCGCACUGCCUACCCCUACAAAAGACAAGGGACCAUUUUUAAAUUUCACUCUGCCAACCAGCUCUAAAUCGAUGCCAAAUUCCAUUCCAGGCACAGACCUUCCCCGGGUAUUCUCUCUCACUGAUCCCCAUUCAGAAAUGGGCCUAGUUGUCACCUCGCAGUCCUCUCGCUGGUUGCAAAGCAGCGUGAGUAGUGCCAGGAGAAGGCCUUCGGGGCUUGAUGUAUUGGACCCGGCCGACGAAAUUGUGUACAUCUCCCCAAACGAUGAGCUCUCGGGCUUGAAUCAAGUUCCAGCAAAUCCUUUGAUUCUGGUUGUCACGAUGAACGCAACUACUGGGCUCUAUACCGUUUGGACUGCUCGAUAUAGGGAUGACGAAACCAGUGCUUCAAUAAAAGAUAAGACUCGACGACAGACCGAAGGCGCUCGUUCUAAUAGACGAAGCUCACAUUUUGGUAUGACCCCUGGAGCCGCUACGCCCGCGGCACGUCCAAGGGAAAGCUUCGGUCCAUGGACUGAGAACUGGAACGCGCCCCAACCACCUGACUCCAAACAUGGUGGCGAAGAAGAUUUGGCUGCGCGAGUUGCACAGGAUUUUGGUGAUGUUGGGGUACCUCUGAAAACUUCUAGGAGAGUCAGCUCAUUGCUUGCACGGACUGACCUGGCCACUAGUCAGGACCGCAUCACAUUCUCGGACCUUGCAACGGGCAGUCAAACCAGCACCAUGCACCAUGGUGGGCUCAGGCAAUCUAUGGGAGCUGGUAGCAUGCGUGGGAGCUUUGGGUUCAAUCCUCGUGGAUCACUGCCCCCUGCAGCAGGAUCUGUCUAUAGCACCGCAGGCAGCUUUGUGGAUGCUCCGGUGGAUAGGCUGCUCGAAGAAAUCAACAAUGAUAUACUAUCUGAAGGGUUUGAGAACAUCGCUCUCCGUGAAUCUGCAUCAGGUCUACCCGAGGAGCUUUUACUUACUAAGGUGGAGAGUUUCUCUUCCAGAUUCUCCGCAAACUUCCAUACCUCAAUGCAGCAAGCAUCAUCACACCAUUUGAAGGUCUGCACAUUGUCUUCCUCCGACUUCGGAAGUACGCAGAACGGAAAUGCCACUUCAGUGGCAGUUUGUCUUGUGGACCAAGAUUCCCAAAAUAUGACCAUUGUCAACUUGCGGGCAGAACGUGUGGCAGUAUCAAAGAAUCGAAAAGUUGUGCCCGUGAGCUCCAAGAAGGCCAAGAACUCUGAGAGACGCCCAUUGCUGGUUCACGCAACCGGCAUUCAGCAUGUCCCCAAUGUUGAAGAUGUCUGUAGAGUCACUGACGGUGAGAUCUCGAGAAUACUCACGCUGAGCGUGUCCGACAGUGGACAGCGAGAAUUGUCCUUACAGAGCCUGUGGGGUAGCCCGACCAGAAUUGAUGUGCCAAUCCCAUUGCAACUGUAUGAACCCCAUGGAAUUUCUGCUAGCAAAUUCCUGGGUCGCUCGAGGGAGAGUGGCCUGAACCGGGUCAUGGCUAAUCCCGAUCUCAUAUUUCUGGAAUUCGAUCAUGCUUGUUCGAAAGGAAAGGUCGAUUUAGUCGAUACGGAGAAACGUCGACAUAGAAUUCAAAUCCGAAUGGAACCCCAUAAUGAUCUUGUCAAAAAGGUCCUCAAUGUCUGCAAGUUUGUUCUUCGUGAUGCGGAAAAGGCAGGUGAUGGGAUCUUAUUAGCCUGGUGGGAGGUAAUGAAGUGGCUUCGAGGCAAAGAGGAUAUUGAAAAUGACAUGGAGUGGACUGCUAUGGUCAUCGUCCUAUUUUCCUUGGCUAUACCAUUCAUCAAACAGCCACAAACUCCUGCCAAGCGAACACGUCGAAAGAAGGGUCUUCUCCGGUCGAGCAGCGGGACUUAUUUGGAUCUGGAAAGCUGGGAAUCUAUGCUUGACCUUGAAUCAUCAUCUUCUGGUGUUGUUGCCCCGUGGAUGACGAAUAGCUCUUGGGGAUGGAUCGUUGAGCAAGAUGCCAUUCAAGACCUGGCAGAUCCAUCGCGUACGCCAAAGAGUGAACAGCAUAGCGCAAGCCGGUCAACAUAUCGUCAGAAUUCUUAUCUGAACCGAUGUGCAUCACUAAGCCGGGAAUUCCUCCAAAGCCCACAAGGAGCUAGAGCAUCCGGCCGUGACGGCUACCUACCUAUUGCCGGCGUCUUUCCUGAAAAUACCAGGUGUACCGCACUCGGGACCAUACUCGUUGGUCUUCAUCUCCUUCGAGAGGAACAGAAACUAUCCACCUGCGACACGGAAGAAUCUCAACGUCCCCUUGGGCUCCUUGCCCCAGUCCUAGCGCAGCUUGGUGGUUGGCUAGGCUGGCGAUCUUGGAAAUGGACCGAGGAUGCUUACUUUGGCACUGAGAUGGCUAGCAUAGAACGCUGGCGAUUUGAAGACACUCAAAUCUAUUCGCUGAAUGUUCCUGCCGAGCCAUUUCCUCCCCCGUCGAUAUUUUCAUUCCUUAUUGACGCGGCGAAUCAAUCCGCCAGUCCAUUCCUCACUCUGCUUGACAUUGUCACUGCAUCAGAUCGGGUACCCAGAAAGGGCCGAAUGUGGCAAGAAUGCUUCAGCAUCACUCCUAGAACAUUGGCCUUGACUGGAUUCCUCUCUGACAUUCAUAAUGUUUCGACUCCCUUUGACAAAGUUAAACUCUUGCAUCGAUGGGGCUUGACAAAAGGCAUAAUUGACACGUUCCCCGAGGGUGUGAGUGCGCCAUUGUAUGAAGCUGUUAUGCAAUGCCAGAUCGAAGCCUCGACAUCGUGGAGUGCAAGUCUUCUAGAGCUGAUUGACCGGGAGGAUCUUUACAUGUCGAUGAAUCCAGUUCAUGCCCAUGCUUUUGCCGCACCUCAACAACCUGUGGUAUCUCAUGAUGCCCUAAGGGACUAUCAUUAUAUAAAUACAUCGGCUUUGGAGAUUGACGCUAUCAAUGCCUUUGAGGCCUCUGCAGAAGCUGAUCGCUUUUCAGUGACUCGCCUGGUCUUCCGGGAAGACAAACGCUUCUUAGAAGCAGCCCGUAUCCUGAAUCAGUCCAAAGCACCAGUGGCUGACUGUGUUCCCGAGCCUGAUUGGACAGAUUCUGAUCUUCUCGAGGCGCAGAAGGAACUGGUGCAGCUCGUCUCGUUCCGCACACUGUCUACUCCCGCAGGACGAGCCAUGCUUGCCUUCAGUGGUCGGCUACCAUUGUUGACAGAAAAGCUCCCAAUCCCGUCCUUCUCGCUGCAGUGUGUGAUGAAGCCAUCCAAUGUCACUGUUAGCGCCGAAAGAAGUGCGUUCACUGAGGAGAAAGUAUGCUGGGCAUUCUUCCAUAAUGGUGUGUCAACCGGCCUUGCAAUCUCCAAGGCCUCUAAGGGAAUCGAUACUUCAUGGAUCCUGUUCAACAAGCCCCAAGACCUGACAAACCGGCACGCUGGAUUCUUGCUAGCGCUCGGCUUGAAUGGCCAUCUCAAGUCCUUAGCCAAGUGGGUUGCGUUCAAGUACCUGACUCCCAAACAUACCAUGACAUCAAUUGGUCUUUUGCUCGGUCUUUCUGCAUCAUACAUGGGUACCAUGGAUACUCUGAUAACCCGACUGCUGUCCGUGCAUGUUACGAGAAUGUUGCCUGUUGGAGCGGCCGAGCUCAAUCUAUCACCUCUCACCCAAACCGCCGGCAUCAUGGGCAUUGGCCUGCUCUAUUGUGGCUCUCAGCACCGGCGCAUGAGCGAAGUUAUGCUGUCAGAAAUUGAGAAUGUUGAGCAGGAAGAACAAACCACCUCUCAAGAAGACUUGAGGGACGAAGGCUACCGUCUGGCCGCUGGAUUUGCACUAGGUCUCAUCAACUUGGGCAAGGGUAAAGACCUUAGGGGGAUGCGCGAUAUGCACAUUGUUGAGCGCCUGCUCGCAAUCGCCGUCGGGACUAAAAAUGUUGAUAUCGCACAUGUUCUGGAUCGCGCUACCGCAGGUGCGACGGUUGCACUGGCUGUUAUCUUCAUGAAAACCAAUGAUGCGGUUUUGGCUAAGAAGAUUGACAUCCCUGACACCACUGUGCGGUUUGACUACGUCCGGCCAGACCUCUUCCUAUUAAGAACACUGGCACGGCAUCUUAUCAUGUGGGACAGCAUCAAGCCCAAUGUCGAGUGGAUCAAGGAAAGCCUUCCAAGAGUUUACCGAAAACGAUCUCGUCUUACAGCCGUGGGUCAUCUUCGCAGCGAAGAUAUGCCUUUCUUCAACAUCAUCGCUGGUCUCUGUCUAGCUCUCGGGCUUCGGUUUGCUGGCUCUGGUGACACCCAGGCAAGAGAUCUGCUGUUGUAUUACCUGGAUCAGUUUAUUCGAAUUUCGCGGCUUCCAGCUAUGAGCUACGACUCCAAGCUUGCGCGUAACUCUGUUCGCAAUUGUCAAGAUGUGGUAUCACUGUCUGCUGCAGCCGUAAUGGCCGGCAGGGGCGACUUGGCUCUGUUCCGGCGCCUGCGUUCACUCCAUGGAAGAAUAGACGCUGAUACCCCGUAUGGCAGUCACAUGGCAGCUCAUAUGGCGAUAGGAACUUUGUUCCUUGGUGGAGGUAGUUACACACUCGGCACGUCCGACCUAGCCGUGGCCACGCUUCUCUGCUCCUUCUAUCCGAUUUUCCCAACGACCGUCCUUGAUAACAAAUGCCAUCUUCAAGCGUUUCGCCACCUCUGGGUUCUCGCCGCAGAGCCACGAUGCCUGAUUCCUCGAGAUCUCGAUACUCGACGCCCGAUCUCCAUCCCUAUCACAAUCACAUCUCACUCCGGCUCAACUAGUACCACCAACGCUCCCUGUAUCAUACCGGACCCCAGCGGGAUUACACGUAUCGAAAUCCGUGGCCCAGAUCACUGGCCACUUAUUCUGGACUUUAGCCAAGAUGAUGCUCUUCGAGAUAAAUUCCGUCGUGGUGACCCCUCAAUCUACCUGCGCCGCAAAGCCAAUUACAGCCCCUCCGACGCUUCGACUUCUGUCUUUGCAUCCACCCUCACUGGCUUAAGCGAAGCCCAAGACAUUCUCCCGGGAUCUGCAGUUGUCCCCUCAUCUAAUACGGGUAAGGGCCUGCCGCCCUCUAUCUUGCAUAAUCACACUGCUCUGAUUUCUGGCUGCAUGUCAGGAUCCACAACACCUGCCCAAAGCCCAUGGGAUUGGGUAUUCCACCUUCCCUCCCUCCAAGGUCUUGAUAUCCGUGAACGCUCUCUUGUCCUACCAUCUUCAUUCCCAGCACCUUCUCCUCGUAUCUCCACCCAGCUAGUCGCGUCUCCGCCUUGGCUCCGUACUUCUGCCGUCGACGCCCGUCUUGCCUUGUCACACACCGUGCGCAAUAUUGUACAAUCUGCGCGUGGUCGAGGUGCGGAUUCCGAUGAGGUCCGUGACCGCAUUUGGCAGCUUCAACUUCUGUUCGAUUGGCUUGAUCGUUCCCAGGGUGGUGAAGGAGAUACUCGGCCUGAUCACCUGCAAUCGCAGUUCCAGACACCAGUAUCAGGUCUGUGGCUAAGAAAAGAUUUUGUUGAAGAAGCCAGAUGGCAGGUCUGGGGUAUCCAGGUUGAGGACCAGGGUGUCAAUGCUGGUGGCUCGUCAUGA